UGUCAGCUGACGGCCAAACAGUUGAUCUUCGUAUUGGAUCAGUUGUCUCAUAAAACCAUUGUUAAUACCGAUGAUCGGACGCUUAGACUUAACCAAAUCACUAUUAGGAAUGUUAUGCAUACCAUCAUCGAUGGUAACAACUGUAGUGAUGAUAAUGUCUGGAAAUUGUUGGCAAACAAAACAUACCAAUAGUAAUAACAGACAGCAAACCAAUCAACCAUUUAGUCAGCAAUCAGUGUCUCAAAUAUCGACAACUAGUAGUAGAAGUAGUAGUUUAAGUAGAUUUUCAUCUAAUAAUCUGUGGCUAAGAUCAGCGGCAGCGGCGGUGUUGACACCACUCAUGAAUGAUGACAACGAUGACGAUGAAGACAUAGACGAUGAUUAUGUUGUAGACAUUAGACGUAUUAUUAUAGACAGUUACAAAUGGGUUGUCGUCUGCCAUCAAAUUAUAUUAGAGGACAACCAGACGCAAGAAAAUCGGGGAACAGGAUUUCGUAUUGACAGCCGCGACGGCGGCGACGGUAAUGGUGUACUGAUUGUGACCAACUAUCAUAUAGCAGUCGGUUCGCGACUAGUGGCCACACAAUUGAUGUACGCAAACGCCUACUAUGAACACUUAGGCACUGUUGUCUAUGUUGAACCGCACCGGGAUCUGGCAUUGAUUCAAGUAUGGCCUGACAGCGGCAAUGAUGUUGAUCAGUUCAAAUCGAGACCAGUGGCCACUCGGUUGCCCCGAUUAGGCGAACCAAUUGCUACAAUAGGUCACGGCCAAAUUGACUAUUCGGUACAUACGGGUAUUGUUUGCGGCAUAGGUUGUCCAGCCUACGGUGUCAAUCAAAGCUACUACGAAGUGGACACAAUUCAAGUGGCCAAUCGGCUGCUAAUGGUCUAUCAUUCGGCUGUUACGGUUUCGGGUAAUUCGGGCGGUCCGAUGGUCAAUACGGCUGUCCAACGACCAGCCGAUGCCCACAUAUUUGCGGUCACCGAUCUCGGUAACAGCGAUUUUGGCCUAAAUUAUUGCGUAAUGGCCAGUGAUGUCAGCGAGUUUCUGGAAAAUAGCAAACACUAUAUGAAACAUAUAUUUCCCGUUAACUAUAGGUCAAGAGUGGACAGGUAUGCUAGAAAACCGGGCCUAAUAUUAGGCAUAAUAUUAGCUGGAAAUAUAGUAACCAAUAAUAGGUUUAUCAUUGAGGAUCUACUUUUCCAAUCCCAGUGCUCGUAA
Messenger RNA from Oppia nitens, 1222 nucleotides. RefSeq lists its product as uncharacterized. The transcript is spliced from 3 exons. Bases 71 to 1222 code for a protein of 383 amino acids. Lineage: Eukaryota; Metazoa; Arthropoda; Arachnida; Sarcoptiformes; Oppiidae. The record is from RefSeq and is a predicted model, not a curated record.